Gorilla gorilla gorilla (western lowland gorilla) is the source of this 5679-nucleotide messenger RNA. RefSeq lists its product as uncharacterized. Lineage: Eukaryota; Metazoa; Chordata; Mammalia; Primates; Hominidae. Gene Ontology annotation, molecular function: ABC-type xenobiotic transporter activity; ATP binding; glutathione transmembrane transporter activity. Gene Ontology annotation, cellular component: basolateral plasma membrane. Gene Ontology annotation, biological process: xenobiotic transport; glutathione transmembrane transport. The record is from RefSeq and is a predicted model, not a curated record.
GGGGCCGCCGCAUCCCCGUGACGCGCGGGCCAACCAGGCGGCGUUGCGGCCCCAGUCCGGCUCCCUGCGCCGCCGCAGCCGCCAGCGCCAGCGCCAGCAGCCGGGCCCGAUCACCCGCCGCCCGAUCACCCGCCGCCCGGUGCCCGCCGCCGCCUGCGCCACCGGCAUGGCGUUCCGGGGCUUCUGCAGCGCCGAUGGCUCCGACCCGCUCUCGGACUGGAAUGUCACGUGGAAUACCAGCAACCCGGACUUCACCAAGUGCUUCCUCGUGUGGGUGCCUUGUUUUUACCUCUGGGCCUGUUUCCCCUUCUACUUCCUCUAUCUCUCCCGACAUGACCGAGGCUACAUUCAGAUGACACCUCUCAACAAAACCAAAACUGCCUUGGGAUUUUUGCUGUGGAUCGUGUGCUGGGCAGGCCUCUUCUACUCUUUCUGGGAAAGAAGUCGGGGCAUAUUCCUGGCCCCAGUGUUUCUGGUCAGCCCAACUCUCUUGGGCAUCACCAUGCUGCUUGCUACCUUUUUAAUUCAGCUGGAGAGGAAGAAGGGAGUUCAGUCUUCAGGGAUCAUGCUCACUUUCUGGCUGGUAGCCCUAGUGUGUGCCCUCGCCAUCCUGAGAUCCAAAAUUAUGACAGCCUUAAAACAGCUGCUUGCUACCUUUUUAAUUCAGCUGGAGAGGAAGAAGGGAGUUCAGUCUUCAGGGAUCAUGCUCACUUUCUGGCUGGUAGCCCUAGUGUGUGCCCUCGCCAUCCUGAGAUCCAAAAUUAUGACAGCCUUAAAACAGCUGCUUGCUACCUUUUUAAUUCAGCUGGAGAGGAAGAAGGGAGUUCAGUCUUCAGGGAUCAUGCUCACUUUCUGGCUGGUAGCCCUAGUGUGUGCCCUCGCCAUCCUGAGAUCCAAAAUUAUGACAGCCUUAAAACAGCUGCUUGCUACCUUUUUAAUUCAGCUGGAGAGGAAGAAGGGAGUUCAGUCUUCAGGGAUCAUGCUCACUUUCUGGCUGGUAGCCCUAGUGUGUGCCCUCGCCAUCCUGAGAUCCAAAAUUAUGACAGCCUUAAAACAGCUGCUUGCUACCUUUUUAAUUCAGCUGGAGAGGAAGAAGGGAGUUCAGUCUUCAGGGAUCAUGCUCACUUUCUGGCUGGUAGCCCUAGUGUGUGCCCUCGCCAUCCUGAGAUCCAAAAUUAUGACAGCCUUAAAACAGCUGCUUGCUACCUUUUUAAUUCAGCUGGAGAGGAAGAAGGGAGUUCAGUCUUCAGGGAUCAUGCUCACUUUCUGGCUGGUAGCCCUAGUGUGUGCCCUCGCCAUCCUGAGAUCCAAAAUUAUGACAGCCUUAAAACAGCUGCUUGCUACCUUUUUAAUUCAGCUGGAGAGGAAGAAGGGAGUUCAGUCUUCAGGGAUCAUGCUCACUUUCUGGCUGGUAGCCCUAGUGUGUGCCCUCGCCAUCCUGAGAUCCAAAAUUAUGACAGCCUUAAAACAGCUGCUUGCUACCUUUUUAAUUCAGCUGGAGAGGAAGAAGGGAAUUCAGUCUUCAGGGAUCAUGCUCACUUUCUGGCUGGUAGCCCUAGUGUGUGCCCUCGCCAUCCUGAGAUCCAAAAUUAUGACAGCCUUAAAACAGCUGCUUGCUACCUUUUUAAUUCAGCUGGAGAGGAAGAAGGGAGUUCAGUCUUCAGGGAUCAUGCUCACUUUCUGGCUGGUAGCCCUAGUGUGUGCCCUCGCCAUCCUGAGAUCCAAAAUUAUGACAGCCUUAAAACAGCUGCUUGCUACCUUUUUAAUUCAGCUGGAGAGGAAGAAGGGAGUUCAGUCUUCAGGGAUCAUGCUCACUUUCUGGCUGGUAGCCCUAGUGUGUGCCCUCGCCAUCCUGAGAUCCAAAAUUAUGACAGCCUUAAAACAGCUGCUUGCUACCUUUUUAAUUCAGCUGGAGAGGAAGAAGGGAGUUCAGUCUUCAGGGAUCAUGCUCACUUUCUGGCUGGUAGCCCUAGUGUGUGCCCUCGCCAUCCUGAGAUCCAAAAUUAUGACAGCCUUAAAACAGCUGCUUGCUACCUUUUUAAUUCAGCUGGAGAGGAAGAAGGGAGUUCAGUCUUCAGGGAUCAUGCUCACUUUCUGGCUGGUAGCCCUAGUGUGUGCCCUCGCCAUCCUGAGAUCCAAAAUUAUGACAGCCUUAAAACAGCUGCUUGCUACCUUUUUAAUUCAGCUGGAGAGGAAGAAGGGAGUUCAGUCUUCAGGGAUCAUGCUCACUUUCUGGCUGGUAGCCCUAGUGUGUGCCCUCGCCAUCCUGAGAUCCAAAAUUAUGACAGCCUUAAAACAGCUGCUUGCUACCUUUUUAAUUCAGCUGGAGAGGAAGAAGGGAGUUCAGUCUUCAGGGAUCAUGCUCACUUUCUGGCUGGUAGCCCUAGUGUGUGCCCUCGCCAUCCUGAGAUCCAAAAUUAUGACAGCCUUAAAACAGCUGCUUGCUACCUUUUUAAUUCAGCUGGAGAGGAAGAAGGGAGUUCAGUCUUCAGGGAUCAUGCUCACUUUCUGGCUGGUAGCCCUAGUGUGUGCCCUCGCCAUCCUGAGAUCCAAAAUUAUGACAGCCUUAAAACAGCUGCUUGCUACCUUUUUAAUUCAGCUGGAGAGGAAGAAGGGAGUUCAGUCUUCAGGGAUCAUGCUCACUUUCUGGCUGGUAGCCCUAGUGUGUGCCCUCGCCAUCCUGAGAUCCAAAAUUAUGACAGCCUUAAAACAGCUGCUUGCUACCUUUUUAAUUCAGCUGGAGAGGAGGAAGGGAGUUCAGUCUUCAGGGAUCAUGCUCACUUUCUGGCUGGUAGCCCUAGUGUGUGCCCUAGCCAUCCUGAGAUCCAAAAUUAUGACAGCCUUAAAAGAGGACUGGAAUGUCACGUGGAAUACCAGCAACCCGGACUUCACCAAGUGCUUCCUCGUGUGGGUGCCUUGUUUUUACCUCUGGGCCUGUUUCCCCUUCUACUUCCUCUAUCUCUCCCGACAUGACGGAGGCUACAUUCAGAUGACACCUCUCAACAAAACCAAAACUGCCUUGGGGUUUUUGCUGUGGAUCGUGUGCUGGGCAGGCCUCUUCUACUCUUUCUGGGAAAGAAGUCGGGGCAUAUUCCUGGCCCCAGUGUUUCUGGUCAGCCCAACUCUCUUGGGCAUCACCAUGCUGCUUGCUACCUUUUUAAUUCAGCUGGAGAGGAGGAAGGGAGUUCAGUCUUCAGGGAUCAUGCUCACUUUCUGGCUGGUAGCCCUAGUGUGUGCCCUAGCCAUCCUGAGAUCCAAAAUUAUGACAGCCUUAAAAGAGGACUGGAAUGUCACGUGGAAUACCAGCAACCCGGACUUCACCAAGUGCUUCCUCGUGUGGGUGCCUUGUUUUUACCUCUGGGCCUGUUUCCCCUUCUACUUCCUCUAUCUCUCCCGACAUGACGGAGGCUACAUUCAGAUGACACCUCUCAACAAAACCAAAACUGCCUUGGGGUUUUUGCUGUGGAUCGUGUGCUGGGCAGGCCUCUUCUACUCUUUCUGGGAAAGAAGUCGGGGCAUAUUCCUGGCCCCAGUGUUUCUGGUCAGCCCAACUCUCUUGGGCAUCACCAUGCUGCUUGCUACCUUUUUAAUUCAGCUGGAGAGGAGGAAGGGAGUUCAGUCUUCAGGGAUCAUGCUCACUUUCUGGCUGGUAGCCCUAGUGUGUGCCCUAGCCAUCCUGAGAUCCAAAAUUAUGACAGCCUUAAAAGAGGACUGGAAUGUCACGUGGAAUACCAGCAACCCGGACUUCACCAAGUGCUUCCUCGUGUGGGUGCCUUGUUUUUACCUCUGGGCCUGUUUCCCCUUCUACUUCCUCUAUCUCUCCCGACAUGACGGAGGCUACAUUCAGAUGACACCUCUCAACAAAACCAAAACUGCCUUGGGGUUUUUGCUGUGGAUCGUGUGCUGGGCAGGCCUCUUCUACUCUUUCUGGGAAAGAAGUCGGGGCAUAUUCCUGGCCCCAGUGUUUCUGGUCAGCCCAACUCUCUUGGGCAUCACCAUGCUGCUUGCUACCUUUUUAAUUCAUCUGGAGAGGAGGAAGGGAGUUCAGUCUUCAGGGAUCAUGCUCACUUUCUGGCUGGUAGCCCUAGUGUGUGCCCUCGCCAUCCUGAGAUCCAAAAUUAUGACAGCAUUAAAAGAGGAUGCCCAGGUGGACCUGUUUCGUGACAUCACUUUCUACGUCUACUUUUCCCUCUUACUCAUUCAGCUCGUCUUGUCCUGUUUCUCAGAUCGCUCACCCCUGUUCUCGGAAACCAUCCACGACCCUAAUCGCUGCCCAGAGUCCAGCGCUUCCUUCCUGUCGAGGAUCACCUUCUGGUGGAUCACAGAGUUGAUUGUCCGGGGCUACCGCCAGCCUCUGGAGGACAGUGACCUCUGGUCCUUAAACAAGGAGGACACGUCGGAACAAGUCGUGCCUGUUUUGGUAAAGAACUGGAAGAAGGAAUGCGCCAAGACUAGGAAGCAGCCGGUGAAGGUCGUGUACUCCUCCAAGGAUCCUGCCCAGCCGAAAGAGAGUUCCAAGGUGGAUGCGAAUGAGGAGGUGGAGGCUUUGAUUGUCAAGUCCCCACAGAAGGAGUGGAACCCCUCUCUGUUUAAGGUGUUAUACAAGACCUUUGGCCCUUACUUCCUCAUGAGCUUCUUCUUUAAGGCCAUCCAUGACCUGAUGAUGUUUUCCGGGCCGCAGAUCUUAAAGUUGCUCAUCAAGUUCGUGAACGACACGAAGGCCCCAGACUGGCAGGGCUACUUCUACACCGUGCUGCUGUUUGUCACUGCCUGCCUGCAGACCCUCGUACUGCACCAGUACUUCCACAUCUGCUUUGUCAGUGGCAUGAGGAUCAAGACCGCUGUCAUUGGGGCUGUCUAUCGGAAGGCCCUGGUGAUCACCAAUUCAGCCAGAAAAUCCUCCACGGUCGGGGAGAUUGUCAACCUCAUGUCUGUGGACGCUCAGAGGUUCGUGGACUUGGCCACAUACAUUAACAUGAUCUGGUCAGCCCCCCUGCAAGUCAUCCUUGCUCUCUACCUCCUGUGGCUGAACCUGGGCCCCUCCGUCCUGGCUGGAGUGGCGGUGAUGGUCCUCAUGGUGCCCGUCAAUGCUGUGAUGGCGAUGAAGACCAAGACGUAUCAGGUGGCCCACAUGAAGAGCAAAGACAAUCGGAUCAAGCUGAUGAACGAAAUUCUCAAUGGGAUCAAAGUGCUAAAGCUUUAUGCCUGGGAGCUGGCAUUCAAGGACAAGGUGCUGGCCAUCAGGCAGGAGGAGCUGAAGGUGCUGAAGAAGUCUGCCUACCUGUCAGCCGUGGGCACCUUCACCUGGGUCUGCACGCCCUUCCUGGUGGCCCUGUGCACGUUUGCCGUCUACGUGACCAUUGACGAGAACAACAUCCUGGAUGCCCAGACAGCCUUCGUGUCUUUGGCCUUGUUCAGCAUCCUCCGGUUUCCCCUGAACAUUCUUCCCAUGGUCAUCAGCAGCAUCGUGCAGGCGGGGGCACGAACAGCAUCACCGUGAGGAAUGCCACAUUCACCUGGGCCAGGAGCGACCCACCCACACUGAAUGGGGCUCCGUGGCCUAUGUGCCACAGCAGGCCUGGAUUCAGAAUGAUUCUCUCCGAGAAAACAUCCUUUUUGGAUGUCAGCUGGAGGAACCAUAUUACAGGUCCGUGAUACAGGCCUGUGCCCUCCUCCCAG